CUGCAUUAUUUCUAUUUGGAAAAGUAUCAAGCAUUAAAAGACACCUUUUACACUAAAUGGAACCUGUGAAUUGAGAAUUUUCGGCGGUUCCAUUCCAAUCCUUACAGACCCAAAAAUGUUUAUAGCCAAAGUGACAUCACUUUUGACGUAGUUCAAAAAUAUCUUUUUCAACUCCAUUUCACAUUACAAUAAACAAGUAGAUUUAAAACACGCUCGAACACUUUUAAUUCUGAUGCUAAAACUUUCGGAACGAAUACGAGAGGACGAUGAACAAUCAAUAGCAGUUAUAACAUGAAUGAUAUGGUCGAUCAUGCGAAACGAACUUGUAUCGACAGGCGUGAAUACACAUACACACAUACAUACAUACACACCCAUGUACACACAUACAUGCGCAUACAGACGCGUGCACAUACACACACAUAUGUAGACAUACACAUACACACAUGUACAAGCAGACUUACUCAUGCAUAGAUCACCGUUAUCAUGAUCAACUGCGCCAAAACAUUAUUCAAGAUAACCUGUGUAAAGCAAAACCCACGGCAGUCGUUGGUAAGUGAUCCCAAAAAGUCCCACUGGAAAUGAAUACCAGAGAAGGUAUAUUGAAAAAGCCCGGGAGAAUUUUAUGAAAAGAACUCCAGGAAAAUUCGGCAAGAAAUGGUUUCAAACUUCUUUUUUUU
Loa loa (African eye worm) is the source of this 677-nucleotide messenger RNA. RefSeq lists its product as hypothetical. The coding region runs from base 292 to 471 and encodes 59 amino acids. NCBI's taxonomy places the organism in Eukaryota, Metazoa, Nematoda, Chromadorea, Rhabditida, Onchocercidae. The transcript has a single exon. The record is from RefSeq and is a predicted model, not a curated record.